AUGGCAUUUCCCUGUGUCGAUCAAUUGGAGCAACGUACUCAAAAGUUCCUUCAGUCAUUCGACGGAGGACCCGAACCUUCAUACAGUAACCCCAUCUCAGGAUACAGUCUUUAUCAACACAAUGAGCCAUUUCUGUUGGAUCAUGGAGGAAUCCUUCCUAAAUUCGAGAUUGCAUACGAAACGUGGGGAGAACUGAAUGAGGACAAAUCCAAUGCAAUUUUGCUUCACACAGGAUUAUCGGCUUCAUCACACGCAAAAUCACACCCACAAAACACAACGCCAGGAUGGUGGGAAAAGUUUAUUGGGCCUGGAUUAGCCAUCGAUACCAAUCGGUUUCAUGUGAUCUGCACUAAUGUCAUCGGGGGUUGUUAUGGAUCCACAGGUCCUUCAUCGAUCGAUCCCAAGGAUGGAAAGCCUUAUGCAACCCGGUUUCCUAUCGUGACCAUUUUUGAUAUGGUCAGAGCUCAGUUCGAAAUGCUCGACGCUAUGGGUAUUAAGAAGCUGCAUGCAUCCGUUGGAGCUAGUAUGGGUGGUAUGCAAUCCUUAGCGGCUGCGCUGCUCUUCAAGGACAGAAUUAGCAAAGUCAUUAGUAUUUCUGCUGCUGCUCGAUCUCAUCCAUAUAGCAUCGCACUCCGUUUUACUCAACGCCAAGUCCUCAUGGCGGAUCCAAACUGGAACAAGGGAUUUUACUACGACAAGGUGCCUCCACACAGCGGCAUGAAGUUGGCACGCGAGAUUGCCACCAUCUCUUAUCGAUCGGGACCUGAAUGGGAACAACGUUUUGGUCGGAAACGAUCUCAACCAACGACAACGCCAUCACUUUGUGCAGAUUUCUUGAUCGAGACCUAUUUAGAUCAUCAGGGUGAACGGUUCUGUCUACAGUAUGAUCCCAAUUCAUUGCUCUAUGUUUCCAAAGCCAUGGACAUGUUUGAUCUUUCUGCUUCCGUUUCUGCAGAGACAGCCCUGCGUCGAGCUCGAAACACUCUUCGACUUCAAGAAGGCAAGGGCUCUUCUGCUCCUGAGAAUGCUGCUGUUCCACCUGAAGAAGAGCAACAGAUAGCGUGCUCAACAGUCAAUGCUGCAGAUGUUGCUAAAAAUGUUGUCCUAGAUGAUCCCAAGGCUCAACUUGAAGAUCUGCAGGCAGGUCUCAGUGUGCUCAAGGACAUUCCGACAUUGAUACUAGGGAUUCAAUCGGAUAUCCUCUUUCCGGUUUGGCAGCAGAAGGAAGUCGCUGAUUGCUUGCGCCAGACAGGGAAUAAGACGGUGACCUACUAUGAACUUGACUCUAUGUAUGGUCAUGAUGCAUUCUUGCUCGAGAUUAUCAAUGUCGGAAGUGCUGUCAAGGGCCAUUUAGAGCUCAAGUGA
Molecule: messenger RNA, 1365 nt
Organism: Lobosporangium transversale
Lineage: Eukaryota; Fungi; Mortierellomycota; Mortierellomycetes; Mortierellales; Mortierellaceae
Product: homoserine O-acetyltransferase
Exons: 2
Coding region: 1-1365 (454 amino acids)
Biological process (GO): L-homoserine metabolic process
Molecular function (GO): homoserine O-acetyltransferase activity; L-serine O-acetyltransferase activity
Source: RefSeq, a predicted model, not a curated record